This is a messenger RNA of Adineta steineri, 522 nucleotides long. The record is from the annotation of a GenBank genome assembly. NCBI's taxonomy places the organism in Eukaryota, Metazoa, Rotifera, Eurotatoria, Adinetida, Adinetidae.
CAAGCUAAAACAGCAGUUGUCUUACCAGAUAUUAAACCAUUACCAAGCAUCAUACCUUCAUCGAAUUCUACAAAAAAACAAUCUCUUCGUGAAUUUGAUGAUGAUAAUGAAUUAUUAAAAGAAUUUGAAUCUUGUACAUUGACAUGUUGGUCUCAUGAAAUUCAUUUACAUAUAACAUGGCUUUAUUUAACACGUGAUGGUCGUCGGAUUAGUGUUAAUAAAAUAUUUGAUAAUAUGAAAAAUUUUCUUCAAUCUAAUCAAAUAUCACCAAUGAUUAAAUUUCAUUUUACGUUGACUUAUUUUUGGAUUCAAAUGGUUGAUUUAGCUAUUGCACAAAAUAAUUCAAAAGAUCUAAAUUUUAAAGAAUUUAUUGAGAAAAAUCCACAUCUAUUGAAUGAAAAUUUAUUUUUAGAUUAUUACAAGAAAAAAACAAUAUUAGAUAAUCCAAUUGCACAAGAACAAAUGGUUUUACCUGAUAUUAAACCUUUACCAACAUUAGUUACAUCUAAUAACAAAAACUAA